Molecule: messenger RNA, 690 nt
Organism: Neomonachus schauinslandi (Hawaiian monk seal)
Lineage: Eukaryota; Metazoa; Chordata; Mammalia; Carnivora; Phocidae
Gene: CFAP95
Product: cilia and flagella associated protein 95
Exons: 6
Coding region: 1-690 (229 amino acids)
Cellular component (GO): plasma membrane
Source: RefSeq, a predicted model, not a curated record
AUGGACAGUUCUGGCAGCUCCUGUCAGGACUGGUGCAGCAGUAGGCAAUACUGGUUUGAGCUCGGACCCACGGACUUGCUGGAGCGCAAGGGCUCCCUCACCCUCCGCUCCCAUCACAAGAAGUACUCGAAACCCGUGUUGGUGUAUUCUUGGCACCAUGACAGAGAAGCCUAUCCAAAAGAUUAUGAUAUAGAGGGUCCUGAAAACAUAAAAAAACUGUGUAAUUCAACAUAUUGGCGACUUGGAACUGAUGAACCCCCAAUUUGGAUAUCAGAAACACAUGAACAAAUGGCACAAGUUUAUUCAAACAGAGAAUUGGCUAAAACAAAGAGAAAGGCUUUAUUGAAUGACGAGACAAUGAGCUCUGGGAUUAUUGAAAGGGACACUGGAUUACCUGCUACAGGCUUCGGAGCUCUCUUUACUAGACACCCACCAGAUCGGCAUAAAAUGUAUGCAUUGACAACGUAUGCUGAAGAAUAUGCUCCACCAUAUGAUUAUCAGCCACUUGAUUAUCCUUGUCAAGAUGAUUAUUCAGUAGUCCACAGAAAAUGCCGUUCUCAGUUCACUGAUCUUGAUGGUUCCAAAAGAUCUGGCAUCAACACUUGGCAUGACAAGAGUGGGAUUUAUGCUAAUUCAUGUGUAAAACGAAAACUCUACCCAUUAACUGGUGGUCCUAUUAUCCCCUUUUAA